Molecule: messenger RNA, 3133 nt
Organism: Trematomus bernacchii (emerald rockcod)
Lineage: Eukaryota; Metazoa; Chordata; Actinopteri; Perciformes; Nototheniidae
Gene: haus3
Product: HAUS augmin-like complex, subunit 3
Exons: 5
Coding region: 863-2827 (654 amino acids)
Biological process (GO): centrosome cycle; spindle assembly
Cellular component (GO): HAUS complex; centrosome; mitotic spindle
Source: RefSeq, a predicted model, not a curated record
GACAAAUUUGACUUUUCUUGUAAAGAUUAAUAUACGAAUACACUGCACUCGACCCAAGUGCCAAUUUACAUGGUAGUUAGCAUGUUAGCUAUACCUAGUUUCUAGCCAUUAACUGGCUAAAGUACUGCAACUGUUUAGCUAAUGAUAAGCUAACUGUUGUGACGGAUGUGCUUAUGAUACUUUCACCAGAUCCAUUUUAACAAAUACACACAUCAUUUAUUUGCGAAGACACUAACAAUUGUUUAAUAUUGUUAGAAAUGUAUGAAGUUUUCCUUAACGGUCGACUGCGGCUUAAGUUUGGAAAAACAUUUAGAGUCAGUGAUAAUGGUACUGUAACGUUUCUUGUGAUAAAUGAUUUUAGAAUAUAUCAAGGGACUGUCACUGUUGAACUCUCGUAGUAGAUAUAUUUAGACUAAUCUAAUUUGUUCAGCAAUUCAUCUUACUUAGAUUGAAAUUGUAAUUUCAGUUUUAUUUAGGCAUUUUGCAGAGGUGUUAACUCACAUUUGGUCAUUUUGGAGGAUGCUGUUGUUGAAUUGUGAGGUUGUAUACUACUGAGUCUUAUUAAGAAAACAACACCAUAAACAAUAAAACUGUUGACAGUGUCAAUAACUGAAACUAUAGUAAACUAAUGCCAAUGUCCAGUGAUAUUAUUGAUUUUAAAUGCCACUAUUUAUCUGUACUCUCUGUGUUUCACUUUGUAAAAAUGCUGCAUGUUUGGAAAUUAUUGCAGGGUUUUAAUAGACAUAACUACCAUGAAUAUGCUUUGCUUUAACUCUCUUCCUAUUGGUCUUCCUAAUCCUCCACAAUCCACAUGUUGCUGCUGUUUGACUGACUAGUACUAGCCAUAGAGCUGUGAUUCAACAUGUUAAAUGGUAGCCAGUUUGUGGAGGCCGUGGGCCGUCUAGGUUUUCCUGCUGCAUCAUCACUGAAGGCCUCUGACUUCGACUGGCUGUUUGACUGCGCCCCGGAGAACCUUCACUUCUUGCGCUUUGUCUGUCGGACCCUCAACCAGAGCAAUGUUCUCACAGCAGAGGAGGCACAUGCUAUCCAGGAGCUGCGGAAGUCUGGCAAGCCAUUUUUGGAUGAAGCAGCCUUGGGCGAAGUCCUUAAAACCAUUGGACCUUCGGAUGGGAGCAGCGCAAACAUCUUCGGGCCCUCUUCUUCAUCGUCAUCCUCUGUGUUUGCAGCUGAGCGGGAUGUGGCUAUAGAGGAUUUGGAGGCAGAGCUCCAGGCGCUGCGUAAAGAGAAAGAGCUGAAGCAACGGCGGUACAACCGGCUGCAGCUUGUGGCCACCUCCCGUGCAGAUGUUGACCUUCGUCUUUCUGCUGAGCUGGAGAGUGCUGCCUAUAAACUAAAGGAGGCCAGUGCUGCCAUUGGAGCUGAGAAUGCUGACACCAAUGCCCUACUACAAAACCUAACAGAUGAUGUUACAAAGCUUGCUUCAUAUCUCCCGGUUCAGCCGGCAACACAAAAAGAAUCAAAGUCCUCAUCAAACACUUCCAAGAGCCCCACUGUUCUCCUCUCCCAGCUGCCCCUAGAUCCCUACCUGCACCAGGAGGAGCUCAACACUAAAACACUAUCUGCCUUCACUCGGAAGCAAUUCUUCCAGGGCAUCUCUGACAUUGUGGAGACUUCUUGCUCUGAGCGCUUCCAGGUUCUUGACCUCAGUUCUUGUGAAGAUGGAGAAGACGAAGAGAAGGAGCACAAGGGGAAGGAGAUGGAGGAGCGAGUUGUGGACCGCAGGAGGACGGAGAUGGCCAAACUUCAGUGGGCUCAUAUUGUGGCCCAGCACCAACUGAUGCAGGCCACGGCAGAGGAGAAGAGUGUCAAGGCUGGCCUAGAAUGGCUUUCUGAGAAGUCCACUCAUACCAAGAGUAUUUCCAGUUCCUCCUCCCUGCAUGUCCGCGAGGUCGUGUCCAGGAAGGAGCUGCAGGCGGUGGAGGCGGAGUUGGAGGCUCUGCUCCAAGGACCGUUACCUGCUGCCCUCAGAGAGUCAGCCAGGCUGCUUAAUGUGCCGGUGGUGAGGGGAGACCUGGCUCUGCAACUAGCCCGGCAGGACUACUACACAUCCAGACAGGAUCAGGUACGAGGCUAUCUGCUCCGCCAGAAGGCGUCCUUUGACCUGGUGCGCGUGGGUCAGGAGAUGGAGUUGAGGAGGUGGAGGACCGGUCUUAAGCAGCUGGGAGAAAUAAACAGCAGAUUGGUAACGGAAGGUGAAGCGACAACCCUCAGAAUUGAGUCCCUGACCCACCCUGACCUGGCUAUUAACCCCCGGCCCAACCCCAUCAUCAGCUGCAAGGAUGCAGCCUUCAGCAGGCUGCUCCAGAUCCUUGACCAUGACUCAGAGCACGGUCGAUCGGAGCCUUUCCGGACAUAUGAAGCAUUGGACCACUCUGCUCGUGACCUCGCGGGCAACCUCCAAGUGACCCGAGACGCUCUAGCUGGCGCCGGGCGUGAGCAGUACUACUCGGCAGCUCGUCUCUAUGGCGACUGUGAGGCGCUCCACAGGGCCAUGUACACAGAACUCCAGCAGCUGCUCUUAGGGCCGCAGGUACGUCCUAGGGCCACUGACCAGGAGCUGCUCUGUCCCAAUGCACAGGAGCUGACCGUGAAGCUUGUGGAAGCCGAGUCUCAGCUGCAGAGUAUGCAGCAUUUAAUGCAAGAGAUCAUGGGGGAGGAUAAAGCCAAGCGCUCUCAGCUGGAGCGCAACGCCCUCCUCAGGCGAGAGAGGGUGUUGUACAUCUACUUCCACUUGGAUCAGCGACUGCUGCAGAAAGUAGUGGAAGAACUGGAGGGCAAAAUGGCUGCGAAGAGAGGGCAACAGUAAAGCCUAUGCUAAGGGAGUCGAGCUGCGUUAUGAAGCUUGAAGAUAUCUGAAGAGACACUGUUCAACCGCUUUGGAGCCCCGUGUACUCAAAAUAUGCACCUUCACUUGGAAGUGGAGAUCAGUCCUUUAAGUCUUUAUUUUUGGGAUAAAACCCAACUUGGGAAAUGUUUAGAUAUAUAUGAGCAGGGCUGCUUACAAUGGGAUUAAUUUGAAUGUGUUUAUGUAAAAUAAUCGUAUGAUUUGUCUUGUCUUCUGAUGUUUUGAAACUGCUUUUUUGCCAUAAAUAAAGUAAAAUGUUAUCAUUUA